UCGCAGCGGCCAGUGCUCGAAUCAACUAUCUAGUAGAUCAUAUGAAGCGCAACCCAAAGGAUCUGCACUCUCGACGAGGCCUCGAACAGCUGGUACAGAAUAGGCGAAAGAUGAUGAAAUAUCUGCGUCGCACAAAUCUGGAGAGAUAUGUACAUUGUAUCGAUGUGCUGAAGCUGCGACCACUGCCUCCUAUGGGCCAAAAGGAUUACCGGUAG
Sphaeroforma arctica JP610 is the source of this 215-nucleotide messenger RNA. RefSeq names its product 30S ribosomal protein S15. The transcript has a single exon. Gene Ontology annotation, cellular component: ribosome. Gene Ontology annotation, molecular function: structural constituent of ribosome. NCBI's taxonomy places the organism in Eukaryota, Ichthyosporea, Ichthyophonida. The record is from RefSeq and is a predicted model, not a curated record. Gene Ontology annotation, biological process: translation. The annotation marks the transcript as partial.